AUGCUUCCUCCUGCACUCAACAUUCCAAAAUGGCUCGAGGCCAAUUCCCAUCUCCUCCAACCGCCAGUGAAUAAUUACUGCGUGUACCACCCCUCCUCCCCGGCGACAGCCGGCUACACCGUGAUGAUCGUCGGCGGGCCGAACGCACGAACCGACUAUCACAUCAACACCACACCGGAAUUCUUCUACCAGUACCGGGGGUCAAUGCUGCUCAAGACGGUGGACACAUCGACGACGCCACCCACAUUUCAGGAUGUUCCCAUCCACGAGGGCUCGAUCUUCUUGCUGCCGGCGAAUACGCCGCACUGCCCGGUGCGGUUCAAGGAUACCGUGGGGGUGGUGAUGGAGCAGCCGCGGGUGGAGGGUGCGGUGGAUAUCAUGCGGUGGUACUGCAAGAACUGCAGUGGGGUUGUCUGGGAGAAGCACUUUGUGUGCACUGACCUCGGGACGCAAGUCAAGGAUGUGGUGGAGGAAUUUGGCGCCGACGAGGAGAAAAGACGAUGCAAGGCGUGCGGGGGUGGUUGCGACGACGAAGUAUGGUGA
Messenger RNA from Penicillium canariense, 543 nucleotides. Its product is annotated as 3-hydroxyanthranilate 3,4-dioxygenase. The coding region runs from base 1 to 543 and encodes 180 amino acids. Lineage: Eukaryota; Fungi; Ascomycota; Eurotiomycetes; Eurotiales; Aspergillaceae. Gene Ontology annotation, cellular component: cytoplasm. The transcript is spliced from 2 exons. The record is from RefSeq and is a predicted model, not a curated record. Gene Ontology annotation, molecular function: iron ion binding; 3-hydroxyanthranilate 3,4-dioxygenase activity. Gene Ontology annotation, biological process: 'de novo' NAD+ biosynthetic process from L-tryptophan; quinolinate metabolic process.